Astyanax mexicanus (Mexican tetra) is the source of this 2145-nucleotide messenger RNA. It is a transcript of the gene eif4e1c, whose product is annotated as eukaryotic translation initiation factor 4E family member 1c. Bases 144 to 776 code for a protein of 210 amino acids. Gene Ontology annotation, cellular component: eukaryotic translation initiation factor 4F complex; cytoplasm. Gene Ontology annotation, biological process: translational initiation. The transcript is spliced from 7 exons. The record is from RefSeq and is a predicted model, not a curated record. NCBI's taxonomy places the organism in Eukaryota, Metazoa, Chordata, Actinopteri, Characiformes, Acestrorhamphidae. Gene Ontology annotation, molecular function: RNA 7-methylguanosine cap binding; translation initiation factor activity.
CGUGUCUGGCGGCUUGCUGCUCUGUCUCUCUGUGAAGUGGGUGCAGGACUUGAGCGCGUGUCCUCUGCAGGCCGCCGUACAGUCCGAGCGGUUUCGCGUGACGCAGCGGCGCCGAACGGGCAGCAGAAUCUCAUACAGGCAAGAUGGCGACAUCGGAGCCGCGAGGAACUGAAAGUGAAGAAGCUUCAAAUGAUAGUCCUACACCAGCUGUUGCAGAACAGUACAUCAAGCACCCUUUGCAAAACAGAUGGGCUCUCUGGUAUUUCAAAAACGACAAGAGCAAAAGCUGGACAGAAAACCUGCGACUGAUCUCCAAAUUUGACACAGUGGAAGAUUUCUGGGCGUUAUACAACCAUAUACAACAACCCAGUAAGCUUGGAUUUGGUUGUGAUUACUGCUUAUUUAAGGAUGGCAUCAAGCCCAUGUGGGAGGAUGACAGGAAUAAACUUGGAGGGAGAUGGUUAAUGACUCUCAGCAAACAGCAGCGACACAAUGACCUUGACCGAUACUGGAUGGAGACACUGUUGUGUUUAAUUGGAGAGUCUUUUGAUGAAGCCAGUGAAGACGUAUGUGGAGCUGUGGUGAACGUUCGACCGAAGGGGGAUAAAAUAGCCAUCUGGACAGGAAACUGCCAAAAUAGAGACGCUAUCAUGACGAUAGGGCUUCAAUACAAAGAGCGCUUGAAUCUCCCAAUCAAAACGCUUAUUGGAUACCAGUCCCAUGAUGACACCUCUAGCAAAAGUGGCUCCACAACAAAGAACAUGUACUCAGUUUGAAGAAGACUUUCAACUUGUAGGUUUAUAAAAUUACCAAUUUGCAUCACAAUAAUACUUUUGAGUUGUCAACUACUGUAGUGUCCUUCCUUUUUAAGAAAAAAAUAAAGAAAAAAUGUUAAAUAUGUAAAUGUAUAGUAAUCCCCAUCCUAAACGAUCAGCACACAUGGUGUGGGUCAAGGAACGUCUAAUGCUUUAGACCUGCGAGGGGGACUGCAUCAACUAAAGCUGUGUGAAUCAAGCUAGAUGACAAAAUUUUAGAGCUCAAGAGUGUGAAACUAAUAAACUAUAUCUUCCCUAGCUAAAGAGGUUCUAAAGCUUAGAUUGAAGAGUCACCUUUCUUUCCUUUAACCUUUCUUUUCUCAUGUUUCUUAUAAAAGUGUUCCACACGUACAAGAAAAUAAAUAUUGAUCGCUUCAUCUACGUACAUUUUAAGGGCCACAAAUAUUUUAACAUGCUUUGGUUAGAGGUGUUUGGCAUGAGAAGUGAUUGCAGAGGCGUCUGCAGAUUGACUAUCUUAAAGGUUUGUAACAGAUUAGCUGUGGUUGUUCUCCGAGUUUGGAAGAGUAGCCAAUUAUUGGUUCAGCUAUGCUGAACUUGCAGAAUCUUGCUUGUAGACCUAUAUUCAACUUUUUGUGUUAGCCCCACAUCUAUUUAUGAUAUCUGCAUUGCAGUUGAACUUUAGUGAGAGGAUGACUGAAAAUCAAGUUUCUGUUUCUUUUUUUUUUCCUUUUUUGUUUGAAGUUGUUGGCAAUGUGGACUAAAUCAUUUUUUACAGUGUAUUAUAAAGUAAAUGCCUAAACAGCUUUUUAGGUGUGCUUUUCACAUUUCUCCCCCUCCUAACAACAUUGUAAACGUUUUCUAGUUUGCUCCACUUCUGUGAGUGAAUUCAAAUGAAGAGGAUAUUCAUUGUGAAUUUAUUUUGCUCAAAAUGUACCUAUCUGUAAUUUCCGGAUGUAUAUUACCUUCUUUCGAGUAAAGGUUAAGUGCUUUGCAUUAACAGGAUGAUCUGUGCUGUUUCUUAAUUCUCGGUGCACACAGUACUAAUGAAACCAUAUUACUCUUGAAAUAAAUCCGUUGCCGUUGGCAUUGAUAUAAUCAUAGUUUUUGAUCAUGUAAUUCACUCUUUGUUUUUUUUUUUUUUUUUUUUUUUUUUAAGUUAACAAUGUCAUCAUUGCUGUUGUGAAAUUAGCCACUGACAUCUGUAUACCACACCCUUUAUCCAGUUUCCAGACACACAAGUGGCUAAAACUGAACAAUUUCAGUUAUUUAUUUGCCGUGUGUCACCGGUGCAAAGCCUGGUUGUCCAUAUGCAAAAUGUCACUGUGUGAAACAGGUGGUAGAAAAAAAUAAUAAAACUUAUCCUACAGUC